This is a messenger RNA of Stylophora pistillata, 915 nucleotides long. RefSeq lists its product as uncharacterized. NCBI's taxonomy places the organism in Eukaryota, Metazoa, Cnidaria, Anthozoa, Scleractinia, Pocilloporidae. The record is from RefSeq and is a predicted model, not a curated record.
AUGAAGUACCUACCUGUAAAUACUUUUGAAAGAGAUGUUUUUUCCUCUUUGGAAUCGAUACAUCCGAAAGCAGCGAGAAUUAUUUUCGACCCUGAUUUGUCUAUUUCUGAUGUUAAAUGUCUUUUGAAUUCUCCGCCACGACCCAUCACCAGCUCUAUCAACUGUCCUACUUACCAAGUGUCUAAACAUCUAGCUUCUAUCCUGAGCCCUCUACGAAACAACAAGUACACUGUUACGAACAGCUGCGAUUUUGUGAAAAAAGUCUCGGUUUGUAACAUCACCCCGCAGGAAACCAUGUUAUCUUUCGAUGUGGUAUCCCUCUUCGCAUCUAUACCAACAACUUUGGCGUUCGAGGUGACUAAAAACAAACUUCAAGCUUAUCCGACCACCUCGGAAAGAACAACCAUGUCUUUUGACAGCAUCAUGAAUUUUCUUGAAUUUGCACUUGAUAACAACUACUUCGUCCUUGAUGGCACUUUCUACAAACAAGUAUUUGGCUGCCCGAUGGGCUCACCUAUGAGCGCAAUUUUGGCAAAUUUGGUUAUGGCACACAGCGAAGAGAGAGCUUUAGUCGCCACACCCCAACCUCCUAAGUGGUGGUAUAGAUAUGUUGACGAUAGCCAGGUCUGCAUCGUUCGUGAACAUCUUACAGAGUUCCGCUCCCACCUUAGCUCAAUUAAUCAACAUAUCAAAUUUACAGUGGAAGAAGAAAAAGACGGAUCCAUUGCAUAUCUGGACACCGUGACAACCAGGAAUCCCGAUGGAGUUGUAAAAACUAGCGUCUACAGGAAAAUCACACACACUGAUAAAUACCUUCAAUUCAACUCUCACCACCCAUCUCAAAACAAACGCUCAGUGGCUAGAACCCUUGUCGACAGAGCAAAGAACAUCCCUUCUACCGACGCAGACAGAUAA